GGGGGACGAAAUGUUCCUAGCGAAACGCGACCAACUUCGUUCGUAUUAUUUGCAGAGAGAAAUAAUGGGUUUCUCUCCUUUAUUUGUCUGGAAAAACAAUUUUAGAGCUUAUGCAUAUCUCUCUCUCUGUCAAUGUCAAAUUAAAUACUGAUAAUAAUGUGUGAUUAAAAGUAUAUACGAAUAUAUGUUAAAAAUAAUUCUUUAACAUUUGUAACGGAUUAGAAAUUUAUAGCUAAAUGCGCAUAUAAAAUUUUGUGAUUAUUCGAUCAAAACUUGUGAUAUAGAAAUGAAGAUUAUACGACAGGAAGAAUCUUUGGGAGGAUGGUACAUUGUAUCCUUGUUGAUUAAAUUAUUUGGUUUUCCAAUAACCAUUCCUUGGCUGAUUUAUCAUUUUAUUAACAUUAUGCAUCAAAAAUGGAAAAGAACAGGUCUUAAAAAUAAGGUGGUAAUGAUUACUGGCGCUAGUUCUGGUUUGGGAGAAGCUUUGGCUCAUGCAUUCUACCGCUGUGGUUGUAGAGUCAUCUUGGUAGCUCGUAGAAAAUGUGAAUUAGAGAGAGUAAAAAAUGAUUUGAUGAAGUCUUAUAAAACAGUUCCAACUCAUCCACCUGUUAUUUUGACAUUGGAUUUAACUGAUAUUAAUAACAUGAAAGAUGAAGUGUCAAAGAUCAUAUUGAUACAUGGCAGAAUUGAUGUUCUAAUAAAUAAUGCUGGUAUUUCAUAUAGAGGCAAAGUUAUUAAUACUCAUGUUGAUAUAGACAUAAAAAUCAUGCUGACAAAUUAUUUCUCUCAAGUUGCAUUGAGCAAAAUUAUUCUUCCAUACAUGAUAGAACAAAAAUCUGGUCAUAUAGUUGGUAUAAGUAGUGUGCAAGGGAGAAUUGCUAUUCCAUUUAGAUCCGCGUAUGCUGCAUCUAAGCAUGCGUUACAAGCUUGGUAUGAUACCAGUAGAGCAGAACUAGCGGACAAAAAUAUUAAGUUUACUGUCAUUAAUCCGGGGUACAUUAAAACAUCACUUUCUCUAAAUGCUUUAAAAGACGAUGGAGAAACUUACGGAUUGAUGGACAAAACAACUGAGAAUGGUUAUGAACCAGAAUAUGUAGCUGAACGUAUUGUAAAGUCUGUAGUGAAGCAAGAGACAGAAGUUACUAUAGCACCAAUUUCCCCAAGGGCUGCUAUAGUACUUAGAACUUUACUUCCUUCACUUUACUUCUGGAUUAUGAAAAAUCGCGCAAAAAAACUUGAAUAGAAUAAAUAUUAUUUAAAAACUAUUUAAUUAUAAAAAUAGAUAAAUUGAUUGAUUGUUGUUUUAUUGAGAUGGAUUUAUGUGUAAUAUAUUUCUUUUGUAU
Messenger RNA from Nylanderia fulva, 1343 nucleotides. RefSeq names its product dehydrogenase/reductase SDR family protein 7-like. Lineage: Eukaryota; Metazoa; Arthropoda; Insecta; Hymenoptera; Formicidae. The record is from RefSeq and is a predicted model, not a curated record. Gene Ontology annotation, cellular component: membrane.